This is a messenger RNA of Oreochromis niloticus (Nile tilapia), 902 nucleotides long. RefSeq names its product polyubiquitin. Bases 163 to 633 code for a protein of 156 amino acids. The record is from RefSeq and is a predicted model, not a curated record. NCBI's taxonomy places the organism in Eukaryota, Metazoa, Chordata, Actinopteri, Cichliformes, Cichlidae. Gene Ontology annotation, molecular function: proteasome binding; ubiquitin binding; polyubiquitin modification-dependent protein binding. Gene Ontology annotation, biological process: proteasome-mediated ubiquitin-dependent protein catabolic process. Gene Ontology annotation, cellular component: cytosol; nucleoplasm. The transcript has 2 exons.
CGGCGCUGAUCAGCUGAGCGGGAGUGUAUAUAAAGAGCUGAUCUGAGGCUUUCCGCUCAGCUGUUGUGUGAGCGUCAUUGUUUACCUGAGCACGACUGAAGACUUCAAGUUUCCAGAGCAGUUUGUUUUGCCUCAAUAAGCCAUCGCAAGACUACAGCCAACAUGGAUAUAACUAUCACUCUGCUGGGGGAGUCCCACACCGUGAGGGUGAACCCACAGGACACAGUUGGCUCUCUGAAAAUAAAAAUCCAGAGCAUGCUGGGAGUCGACCCCCAGAGGCAGAGGCUGGUUUUCAUAAACGGCCAGAAGACCCCUCUCAACGACGACUCCAAACCCAUCAGCUACUACGGCUUACAGCACGGCUCCCAGGUGUCCCUGCUGGUCACCGAGCCUCCGCCUGCUCCCACCCAGGUGUUCCUCAGAAAUGAAAAGGGACAGCUGAGCACCUACGACAUCAAGCUCGACGAGACUGUGAGCAACUUCAAGAACAGAGUCGAGAAAAGAGAGGGGGUGCCAGCGAGCCAGCAGAGGCUCAUUCACCAAGGCCGGGAGAUGCAGGGUGGCAAACUGGAGGACUACAACGUCAGAAACCACAGCACCAUCGACCUGACUUUACGUCUGAGAGGAGGCUGAGGACACUUUAACAUGAUUCUUACACCAGAAAGCCCAUGUAUGUUAUUUAAUUUUAAUGAUAUCGACCAAUCUUGUAUAUAUUUUUUAAUUUAUUAGUGCUUUUAUUCUGAAAAAAACAACAACAUUCCUCCAGAUUGCACCGUCUGUGUUAAUUAACCAUUCUGUGUUAAAGGUUGUGUAUAAGUCAUACAAACCACUGUGUUAUGGAUUCUGUCAUGACAAAUUCAUGUUAACUGGACUAAAUCCAAAAAAUAAAGUUUCUAACGGAA